Messenger RNA from Monosiga brevicollis MX1, 1643 nucleotides. RefSeq lists its product as uncharacterized. Gene Ontology annotation, cellular component: Golgi membrane. Bases 246 to 1643 code for a protein of 465 amino acids. The record is from RefSeq and is a predicted model, not a curated record. The transcript has 12 exons. Gene Ontology annotation, biological process: intracellular protein transport; vesicle-mediated transport. NCBI's taxonomy places the organism in Eukaryota, Choanoflagellata, Craspedida, Salpingoecidae.
GAUUUUUGAGAGAGAGAGAGAGAGAGGGAUGAAGGAAAGAAUGAUUUUCCUGUAGCAACAGGAAUUAUUCACUGUUUACUGACGCUGACGUUCAGCGGCAGUCGAGUCAAGAGGGAGCUCGCGGUUCUUGAGUGGCUCGCUGUGGGGACGGGUGGGGCUCCGCUGGCGCCUGCUGGGGCUCGCGAGGAGACGGCUUGUGUGCUGGGUCGGCGUGCGUGAGGGCUGAUGGAAGCACAGCCGACAAGAUGAACGUCUAUCACUUGGCGCGGUCCGUGUUGGACGAGCUGUGCGCGGCCACGGAUGGUUUGAAUGUGAUGCUCGUCGAUGAGGACACGCUUCCUCUUGUUUCAAUGGUCUAUGGGUGGCGAACUAGGCAGCUGUCAGACAAGGAGGUGUUUAGCGUUGACAAGCUGGCCAGUUUGCGUGAACCAAUGCCCGAAGUCAACGCCACUGUCUUUGUCCGAGCAUCUCAUGGCAACAUUUUGUCGCUGCAGCAAGAGCUGUCUCAGCCCAAUUAUCGUUCAUAUGCAAUCUUCUUCACCAACGAGGUGGACGCUACCGACCUUGAACUGCUGGCCGAAGCCGACACCCGCGAACUCGUUGCUCAAAUCAAGGUGGUCAACCUUGACUAUCUACCCAUGGAUACCAACCUCUUCUCGUUGGAGACCCUGGGGGCCUUUAACCACCCCGAGCAGCUAACGCGCAACAUGCUGUCACGUUGUCGUGAUGGUCUACUGAGCGUGAUUCGUGGCCUCGGCCUUCAUCCCACCCUUCGGUACCAGGGCAACAGCGGGCAAUGCCAACAGCUAGCCGAGGCGCUCAAGCCGCACCUUCUUCAAGCAACAGAGGGGGACACCAUGCUGCUGCUACUCGACCGGCGCCAGGACCUGGUCACCCCUUCGAUCCAGCAGUGGACAUAUCAGGCCAUGAUGCACGAGUUGUACGGCCUUUCAUGCGGCCGCCUGGAUCUGACGCGAGCCCAGGCCGAGCUCAAAGAAGUUGAAGAGCCGGCCGUCAUGACGAGCUUUGCCGACGAGUUUUUUGGCCGUGCUCGCUUUACCAAAUUUCCUCAGAACUACCUCUCGAUCAUGGAGCUCGAAAAAGUAGUGACAAAGCGCUUCUUUCGCACACCUGAGUCCAACUAUUUUGAUUUCCAGUCACAUGCACAGGAGCGGUUCGAGAAGAUUCAGACAGCGCUGCGGGAGCGGCGCUACGAGCCACGCGACCUGCUUCGCAUUUUCAUGCAGGUUGCAAUCCGUUAUCCGGACAAGGCGGGCUGCGCGGAAUAUGUGCGGCUCCAGGAGGCGUUCCUCAACGCUGGCCUCAGCCCAUUGGAUCUGCAGUGUGUGGACCGCGCUGCCGAGCUCUCUCGACCCAGCGCACCGGCCAGCUCCAAGGACUGGGAAAGCUACAUCUUGCGGUCAACUUUUCCCAACGCGGACCCUGACGAUGAAGAGGAAGAUUCCCACACGCCACUACUGGCUGGCUUGUUGCAGGAGCUUGACAAGGGCUCACUCAAUGAAAAGAAAUAUCCCUGGGUGCCCGGCCUCUUGGGACAAAAACGGUACGCGCAGAUCCUGUUUUCACGACGUCCUUUGGCCCAUCUCAUGGCCCGCUUUGCGCACCUAGACCACGCCGUGUGA